AUGCUCGACUCCCUGUACUUUGUGUUUUCUGCGGAAGACUUCGAAUUUGAAGAAAAGAUAGCAGCCAAUCCUUUCUUCUUGAAGACUUGGUUGGCAUACAUACAAUACAAACAAAUACAACAAAAUAAUCAUCCCAACUACAACAACAUUAUUAACGCGUUAUUUGAACGUGCACUUUCAUGCUUACCGGGAAGCUAUAAGUUAUGGAACAUGUAUCUCGAUGUCCGAAUGACCCAAUGCGAACACUUACAUCCAAUAACCAGAUUGGAUACUAUCAAGUAUUCAUUUUCAUCAUUUGAUGGAGAUUUAAAUGGCAAUUACACAAGAUCGGGCAUUCCGAGCAAUGAUGUCGAGAAAGGGUUAGAGCUGAGAAUCAUCGAGAGUGUCAAUCAGGUUUUUGAAAAUUGCUUGAUCACCAUGCACAAAAUGCCCACAGUUUGGCUGAAGUAUUUAAAAUUUGUUGUGAGAACACAGCCAACAAUCACUUUGGUUCGGAUGAUAAUGAAUAGAGCUCUUCAGGCUCUUCCUGUCUCUCAACACGACAUUGUUUGGAGGUUUAUAGUUUGGGAAUGGGUAUUAAAUGAACGUUCAAAAGUUCCGAAAGAAACAGGAUGUAGAUUGCUUAAAAGAUUUUUAAAAUUAGAGCCAUCAUUUAUCGGCCAAUACUUGGAGUAUUUAUCAAAAGUUGGUUGCUAUUCUGAGAUAUGUGAAUUACUGAUGGGAAUUCUUGGCUAUGCCUCUUCGGAUGGGAUCAACUUUGGCCCCAUUCAUGUUGAUAUUGCCAUAGAAAAAGCAGCCGCUUACUAUUUGAAAGAACACUCGUCGUUACACGUUUGGGACCAACUUUGUACUGUUGUUGCUGAUCAUGCACAACAAAUCAAUAUUUCACACUCUGUGAUUGAAUCUAUUCUUGUUACUGGAACAAAACGCUAUCCCAGUGAAAUUGGAAAGUUAUGGACAACUUUAGCACAGUAUUAUAUUCAGCAUGGAAAGUUUGAUGCUGCCAUUAGUGCAUACGAAAGUGGGAUGUCCAGCGUUUCGACUGUUAAGGAUUUUAAUUUAAUAUUUGACACGUAUGCCAAGAUGUUCGAUGAACUUAUUAAGUUUCAUAUGCAACUGCUGGAACAAGGUGUUGACGAACAAAAUCGACAAGAACUUGGUCUGGAAGUUUUAAUUUCCAAGUACGAAAAUUUAAUGGAUCGAAGAUCAUUUCUUCUAAACUCUGUCAAGUUAAAGCAAAAUCCAAACAACAUUCAUGAAUGGCACAAUCGAUUGAAGUUGACAAAAAAUAGAGAACAAUUCAACUACAAGAAUCCAAACCAAAAAAUAGAUGGCAUCAUUGGUUGCUAUGAAGAAGCCAUUUCCAAUAUCAAUCCUGAAAAUGCAAGCCAUGGAAAAAUUUAUUCUAUAUGGAACAGCUAUGCAAGGUUUUUCGAGGUAGAGUUGCAUGAUAUCGAAAAGGCAAGAAGCAUUUACAAGAAAUUUUUGAAUAACAUUAAUUUUCAUGGUUAUUCCGCCACCACAAUUGAUAUAGAAAAAGUUGUGUGUGAUUAUGUUGAAAUGGAAAUCAGAAAUCGCAACAACCAUGAAGCACUAUCUAUAUUAUCAACUACUACACAGUCUGGUGAAGAUGUUCUAAAGUCAUCUUGCAGAAAAUCGUUGGCGGUAUGGAAUCUGUUCUUAGAUCUUGAAGAGAGCUUCAACAACAAUAUCAAGCGAAUGAAAAGAGCCUACAACGAAAUGACAGAAUUGAAAAUUGUCACUCCAGCUACAGUCAUCAAUUUCACACAAUUUCUAAUUGAAAACAGAUAUUUUGAAGAGGCCUUUUCCGUUUUUGAGAGGGCUACAUCAUUAUUCAACUAUCCACAAGUGUUUCCUAUUUGGUCUCACUAUUUGCUCCAAUUUAUUUCAAGAUAUCAACAUACCAAAUUAGAAAGAACAAGAGAUUUAUUUGAGCAAGCACUAUCUCAAAUGCCCUUCUAUUCAAAAGAAAGAGCUAGCCAACAAUCGGGAAAAGCCUACGUUGUAAAAAACUCCCAUGCCAGAGAUUUCUUUUUACUUUAUGUUAAAUUUGAGGAAAUGUUUGGUAUGAGCUCUAAAUCAGUACGGAUUUUCGAUAGGGCUGUUAAAUCUGUUUCUCCUAAUUCCCAAGAGCAGUUUCAACUAUAUCAAUUAUUUAUCACACGUGUUAGUGAGUUAUUCGGAGCUGCUAAAACCAGAGAGGUUAUGGAUAUGGCCCUUAAUCAAGCAGUGGAAAACAACGAUGCAUCACAUCAAUCUAAUUCCUUCAUUCGAGAUUUAACAUUGAGAUAUAUCUCCAUUGAACUUAAACUGGGAGAAGUAGACCGAUGUAGAAGUUUAUUUGCCUUUGCUGCCUCCUUCUGUAAUCCAGAAAUUCAAGAGCACUUUUCAAAACUUUGGGAGAGAUGGGCAAAGUUUGAGAGGCAAUUUGGCAACGUUGAAACCUUCAAAGAGAUGCUCAGAAUUAGAAGGUUUAUUAAACAGCAGUACAACGCAGAAACAUCGUCUUUCUCCAACCAGGGGUUACGUUAA
Naegleria lovaniensis is the source of this 2553-nucleotide messenger RNA. RefSeq lists its product as uncharacterized. Bases 1 to 2553 code for a protein of 850 amino acids. Gene Ontology annotation, cellular component: U2-type catalytic step 2 spliceosome; post-mRNA release spliceosomal complex; Prp19 complex. Gene Ontology annotation, biological process: generation of catalytic spliceosome for first transesterification step; mRNA splicing, via spliceosome. NCBI's taxonomy places the organism in Eukaryota, Heterolobosea, Eutetramitea, Acrasida, Naegleriidae. Gene Ontology annotation, molecular function: protein binding. The record is from RefSeq and is a predicted model, not a curated record. The transcript has a single exon.